Sphaerulina musiva SO2202 is the source of this 1489-nucleotide messenger RNA. RefSeq lists its product as uncharacterized. The annotation marks the transcript as partial. The record is from RefSeq and is a predicted model, not a curated record. NCBI's taxonomy places the organism in Eukaryota, Fungi, Ascomycota, Dothideomycetes, Mycosphaerellales, Mycosphaerellaceae. The transcript has a single exon.
CAUGAUACCAAGUGUGUCUGCAGCACCUCCCACACGCGCGAAGCUCGGUGGCCUCUCCACCAGAGUAGUCCUUGACGACCCAAAUCGAGUGCACUAUGGCAACGAUAUUCCGGUCUCCGGGAGCCUCCUCUUGAAGUACUUACCUCUGCUCAGAGGGCUACCAAAUUCUCCAUUGAAUGCUGAACUCUUUGGGCCGCUGCAGGUCGAAAUUACUCUUGGAGGGAGUGCCCGCAUCAAUCACGUGAACGAGACGCGUGCAGAGGUCUUUGCUUUGGUCAAGGAGGUGGUCUGUAUCCAUGAUGGGCCGUUCAGAGCCUCUCCAGACGAGGAACGACGGCUGCCAUUUGCAAUCAGAUUCCCAGCACACGCAAAUCCGAGCUCGAACACGACAGGUGUCCGAAGCUGGCCCCUUCACGAGCACGUGUUGCCUGUCGAACGUGAAGCACUACCACCAACUUGCAGUGUACACCUGAACCAUGACGCUUGGGAGACUCGCAAAUCAGCGAAAUGGUCUUCUACCACAGACACGGCGAUGAGUGUGGAUUAUACGAUUGAUACACAAGUUCGCAUGCCUGGCAUCAAAAUGGAGAUUGUAGAUGCGACCCAACAGGGUGGGACCAGCGUUCUUUACGACCAACCGAAGAUUCCCUUGUCGAUCGCUACUUGCAACCAGAGCUUGACUAGCGAAUUUUCGCAGACUUUUACUGCUCAGAACGAAGCUCUGAGACCAUCCUCUAAGCGGCCUCAUGGGGUCAGGAACAAGACCAAAGCGCUCUUGAAGCCCGCUGAACUGCCCAGAUUUAUUUUCGAGGCAGAGCUAAUUGGUAUUCCCAAGCAUGCAUACGUGGGAAGACAAUUAUCAUUCGCUCUCAGCAUCAUCCCGCACGCAUCAAGUACCGUGCAAACAGCACCCAAUCUUUUUCUAGACUCUUGUACGAUCACACUGAUUGCACAUACAACUGGUCUACAGCCUGCGGUGAUAGAAAUCAUCAAAACCAAAGAAGCUGGUUUCUCAUCUGCAAAACCGUACUCGGAAGAGUAUGGCUGGACCAAGUCCAUCAAUAUCGGCCAGCUCAGCUGGGUCCCAAGCACAUUCACAUUCCGCAACAUCACCAGGACCUACAAGCUGCGAAUCGCCGUCCAGUUCUCGGUGGGCGCACAGAAGAUGAAGAUGAGCCGCGACGUGCCUCUGACCAUACAUCCGCCCGUGGAAAGCGAUACAACGAGAGUAGGGACUGCGGAAGACCCAGAUGGCUUACCAUCGUAUCAAGAAGCAAGCUAUGAAUCCAGAGCUGACCUUGGUCCGGUCCCGUCCUACGAGCAGGCAAUGACGACGACGACAACAACAUCCUCUGAUGCUAUGCCACAUGACGCCGCGCCGAGUUAUGGCGACCACAACGUAGGCUUUGCUUCGGCAUCUCUGGGAUGAAUGUAAAUAUACCUUCUACUCAAGGUUUAUAUAGAAGCAGCGAAUGUUCUUCUAUUGAAU